This is a messenger RNA of Parathielavia appendiculata, 1450 nucleotides long. RefSeq names its product concanavalin A-like lectin/glucanase. The transcript has a single exon. Gene Ontology annotation, biological process: proteolysis. The coding region runs from base 319 to 1347 and encodes 342 amino acids. The record is from RefSeq and is a predicted model, not a curated record. NCBI's taxonomy places the organism in Eukaryota, Fungi, Ascomycota, Sordariomycetes, Sordariales, Chaetomiaceae. Gene Ontology annotation, molecular function: glutamic-type endopeptidase activity.
AUGCAGUGGACUAUUGGUUCCCAAUGCUGACUGUGCUGGAAGUUGGGGGUUAACUGGAUCAGGUUGUGUUACCGUCUUAAGCGGGGACUUAUAAGGGGUGAUCGACUGUCUAUGGUUAUUUUCCGUUUGUUUUCUCUUGGCCCAGGGAUCUGCACGGCGGGGAUCUCUGUCUGUUUUGCCGUCUUUUCUUCCAGGUGCUCUCGGCUUCCUUUUUACUUUUCAGGAGAAAUGCUGCUCCUCGUUUCAUCAAUCUCCCUCUUUCAUUUUCAUUCUUUAACCAGUCACUCACUGCAUCCCAACCACGAAACACCCAUCAUUAUGAAGUUAUCAACAACCCUUUUCAUCCUCCUGGUCACCACCAUCACGGGAGCCACCUCCGCCACCGUCCCCCUGGCACCAACCCGCCCCCGCGACGCCUCCCAAUUCCGCCUCCUACACACCCUAACCCCCUCACCCCCGUCCCACUCCCGCUUCCUCACCGCCGCCGCCCCCGCGGCAGCCGACGACUCAACAACAGAAACCACCAAAGGUGGCGCCGUCCUCACCCUCCCGGCCUCCGACACCUCCGCUAUAUCCUCGGUACAAGCAACCUUCCGCGUGCCCAGCGCGGUCCCGCCCGCCACCGGCCCAACGGCAGGCAACCCCGUCGGGCUGUACGCGGCGUCCUUCUGGGUGGGCAUCGACAGCGUCGGGCCUUUCUCUUUUUCCUGCCCUGGCAGUGGCGGUGGCAGUGGCGGUGGUGGUGCAUCCCGCCGGGCCCUGCGCGCGGGGGUGGAUAUCUUCUACGACGGCACGCUGGGCGGCGAGCAGAGUCCUUUUGCGUGGUACCAAUUUGCUGCUGCUUCCGGUUCCUCGGGCUCGGAUCCCGGAUCCGGGCAGGGGGGUACUACGACGGGGUUGGAAGGGUUUGGGAUCAUUCCGGGGGAUUUGGUUCGGUUUACACUCAGUGCUGGUUCUGGUGAUGCUGCUGGGGAGUCGGUGGUGGUGGUGCUGGCGGAGAACUUUGGGGCCAAUGUCAGCUGUGCGGAGGGAGCGACGCCCGUGACGAGUGUGAGACAGGUCUUGCCGGUUGGGGAAGGGGGACCGGCGUUGUGUGGGAGGGAGGCGGCGUGGAUGGUGGAGGAUUUUCCACUGGCUGGAUUGCCCGACUUCCCGAUUGCGUUGGCUAACUUUACGAGCGUCACCUUUGGCUCGGCGGGUGUCACGCUCGAGGAUGGAAGCAAGAGGGAUGUGACGGGGGCCGAGGUGAUGGAUGUCCGGCUUGAGGCCCAGGGUGGCAGGUUGACUAGCUGUGAAGUCUUGGACGGCAAGAAGGUCAAGUGUACGAGGGUCUUGGACGACAACUAGGAGGUAUACAAGUAACCAGCCAUGAGUAUAGCUGGAGUCGAAGCCGGGAGGAUGUAGAGCAAUUUUCCAAUCAUUUCAAUAAUACAGCUUGCGCCAAUCCGUU